Suillus fuscotomentosus is the source of this 808-nucleotide messenger RNA. RefSeq lists its product as uncharacterized. Gene Ontology annotation, biological process: proteasome assembly. The transcript is spliced from 3 exons. NCBI's taxonomy places the organism in Eukaryota, Fungi, Basidiomycota, Agaricomycetes, Boletales, Suillaceae. The coding region runs from base 68 to 529 and encodes 153 amino acids. The record is from RefSeq and is a predicted model, not a curated record.
UGUAACUCUCCUCAACUCGUGCUUGUAGCGUUGCGGGGCUUGUUCACUAUAUCGGAUAACGUCCACCAUGGCGGCCCCAUCUAAAGGGAUUUCUUCCUUGAUCUCUGUCACCUCAAAAUAUGUCGCGCCGUCCGACCCAUCUUUGCCUGCCCUUGCCUUGCAGAUCACUAGCCUUGUGGGCUCAUACAUGAUUUGGGUUGGUGUUACGAAUCAACCACCAGAAUCUGUGCAGAACGCAGCCCUCUCUGGCAUGCUCGGUAAAGAUUGGGCGUGUGCUAUGCCCGCACCACCUGGUCAUGCAGGGUUUGGACCUGCUACCUCCUUGUUCCGAUCAUCAAGUUCUGAUGUAUCUUUUUCGAUGGCGCAGCGUCUUGCGCGGAGGUUUCAUCGACAGAUAUUCUUAUCGGUUGAUGUGCCUGCUACCCUGCUAUCAACACGACAAGGGUCUAAGCUAUUGUUUGAUGCAGAGAAAGGCAUAGUUGCUGCGCUCAGCAGCCUUGGAGAUGAACACGGCCAAGAAGUAUCCUAAAUUCUGCCCUAGCAUGGUUUCCAUCUCUUCUCCAACCAAUUUGCUGCGCAAAGCAUGUGCGAGGGGGCAUGACAUGAUUUGGUUGGCGGAUUUUAUCUGAAUUCCAUAUAAUACAAAUCAUGUUGUCAAAUAUCGUUGGUAAGUCCUGAUCUCGCCACGGAGGUAACCCUGGCCACGUGUUGUACUAGCUGGGUCUAGAGCACUUGGAUGAAACUCGUGUUGGCACGAAGUUGGCACUGUAGUAAUUUUUUAUGAAUGAAAAGUAAAAUUGAUUGGGGA